GAAAUAAUGUGGUGCAAUUGAUGAAUCAGCGAUUAUUUACGAGCGAAAUUCGCAAAAAAAAAGAAUGACGUAGAAAUUGAUACUGAAAUCAGCAGAAGAGAUAAGAGACGGUGGUAAUUGGUUUGUGAAUGAAUCGAUAAAAAUCGGUGUUAUUGUGAUUGUUGUGGUCAUAAUUCCAUUGGAAAUUUUGGACCAUACUCAGGUUCAGACCGUACUAUAUUGAGCGGUUAUGUAAGGCCAUUGAAAAUUCCACGAAAAACGUUAAAAACAAAUUCCCCUUCGGAAACAGGAAUGUGAGUCAAUGUGAAUAGGCGAAACGGCAUGUGUUCGGAUUUGCAUUGCGUGCUGUGGUUUUGUAUUGGGAAUUCGGGCCUUUUUCACUGUGUUUUUUUUUUUGUCUUGCAUCAGUGUUGAGCAAUUUAAUUUUUUCUACAACGCCGAUUUAUACAAAACCCCGUCGUUGAAGUUUGAAUUGUCAUAUUGGCAUUGCAAUAACGACGGCUAACCCGAAGCGACAACAAAUGAACGCGAUGAGCUACGCAUGUGCGCUCACUCACGGUUGCUGUUUAUUGGCUGGAAAUUGACAAACUUUACUACAAUACUCGAAAACAUAGUGCACACCAGAUUUGUAUAUUUUCCGUUUUCAGCUGGUGCGCAUUCGAUUCCCCCUUUCGUAGACACAAAAAAAACGUUUUCGUCUCUUUUACACACGUACACAGCAGUAUUGGUGAGUCGAAUCGUCGUCGGUCGUUUGUCUCUAUCAUUUUCAAACAGUUGCCUGUUUCAUUUACAUUAUUAUUAUCAUCAGCGUAGCGCCUGUACAGUACGAAAUUUCCACAUGCACACAAGAAGAGUGAGAGUGAGAGUGACAGUGAGAGAAAGAGAGAGAGAGAGAGAGAGAGAGAGAGAGAGAGAGUAAACUUUGUGUCACACAGAACACACGAUUUGCACAUUCGAAAUUCAUUCAGUUGACGGGAGACUGCCUUCCAAAAAACACCACACAUUCGACACAAAACCAAUUUUUGCGUGUUCGCAAAAAACGAAAACAUUUAACAUUUGACAAGAUAACAUUGUCACACAACGAAUCGCCAGCCAUAUACACAUCAUUUAGUUUAUAUCACAAAUUUUCUGGCAGAAAAUUUACUGUUUUUUUUUCUAGUGACAAAUCAAAUCGCACGCGGUUGACAUCAACAAAAGAAAUCAUUCGACAAUUUUUCCGAAGCACGAAUCAACACUUCAACGAUAUCGACGACUGAAUUAGAAACAAAAACGACCAAAAGUAAAACAAUGAAACUGUUUCUAUCCUGAAACCAAACACUUAUAUCGUUCUUAAAUUGAUAUGUACAUCUUAGUUGUGGGAGUAUAGUGCAAGAAGCGAGUUGAGAACCAAUCCAACUUUUACUGAAAUUGCUUUACAUAAAUAAUUAGACACAGCGUGUGUUUUAGAGUGAGUGUGUGUUUGGAUAUUAGUUGUGUGUGUGUGUGUGUCUACGUGCUUCAGUGUUUUGUUCCGUGUUCAAGCACGCAAAACAAAAAACGAAAACCAAAAGUGUGGUGUAAUUAUAUCAUCGACAGUAGACGUGAUAAAAGAUAACAACAAUCGAACAUCAGCACGAGAAAGAACGAUGUCUUCAAAGGAAAAUGGUUUUUCUUCGGUUUUUGCGCCCGACAAGGAUCUCAGUACGAACGCGUACAUUAGCAGCUUUGAGCAAUAUCAAGACCUGUAUAAAAAAUCAAUAGAAGACCCACAAACGUUCUGGGGUGAUAUUGCGAAGCAGUUCCAUUGGGAAACCGAGGCCAAUCCAAAGGAGUUUUUCUCAUACAAUUUUGACGUAACCAAGGGUACAAUCUUCACGAAAUGGAUGGCUGGUGCAUCGACCAAUUUGUCAUUCAAUCUAUUGGAUCGCAAUGUCAAAAAUGGUUUGGCCGAUCAAAUCGCCUACUAUUGGGAAGGAAAUCAUCCGGAUGAUUAUACGAAAAUAACGUACAAGAAACUGCUGCAAGAAGUAUGCCGUUUUGCCAAUGUGUUGAAGUUGCAUGGAGUGCAAAGAGGUGACACCGUAUCAAUUUACAUGCCAAUGGUGCUCGAGCUGCCUAUUGCAAUGCUCGCGUGCGCACGUAUCGGGGCCAUACAUUCCAUUGUGUUUGCUGGAUUUUCUUCUGAUUCGCUGGCCGACCGAAUUGAUGAUUGCAAAGCGAAAGUGUUGAUCACGUGUGACGGUGCCUGGCGUGGUGAGAAACCGCUGGAAAUUAAAGCACUUUGUGAUGAAGCACUGGACAAAGCCGCCAAAUUGGGUCAUCAGGUGUCGAAAUGCAUUGUUGUGGCACAUUUGGAACGGGUCACACCCGGUUGUGAAAAAGCGGUCGAAACAAUCAAACCAACACCAUGGGAUAAUGAUCGUGAUGUUUGGUGGCACGAAGAAAUGGAAGAAGUUGAAGCGGCCUGCUAUCCCGAGUGGAUGGGUGCUGAAGAUCCACUGUUUAUGCUCUAUACCAGCGGUUCGACUGGAAAACCAAAAGGUGUUCUACAUACCACGGGCGGGUAUCUAUUGUAUGCAAGUACAACAUUCAAGUAUGUUUUCGAUUACAAGCCGGGCGAUAUUUAUUGGUGCACUGCUGAUAUUGGCUGGAUCACUGGACAUACGUAUGUCGUUUAUGGGCCAUUGGCAAAUGGUGCCACAUCCGUCAUGUUCGAAGGCACUCCAUUCUAUCCAGACAACGAUCGCUAUUGGCAAGUUAUCGAUAAAUAUAAGGUGAACCAAUUGUACACGGCACCGACUGCCAUUCGGGCUUUGAUGAAAUACGGUGAUGAACCGGUUUUGCGACAUGAUCUAUCGAGCUUACGAAUUUUGGGAAGUGUUGGUGAACCAAUUAAUCCCGAAGCAUGGCUGUGGUAUUAUAAAAAGAUUGGAAAGGGAAAAUGCUCGAUAGUUGAUACAUUCUGGCAAACUGAAACUGGUGGCCAUGUAAUCACACCACUGCCCGGUGCAACUCCAAUGAAACCUGGAUCAGCUACCUUCCCAUUCUUCGGUGUGAAGGCAACACUUUUGGAUGAGAAUGGUGUUGAGGUGGUUGAUGAAGGAGAAGGAUAUUUAGUAUUUUCACAACCAUGGCCAGGCAUCAUGCGUACCAUUUUCAACAAUCAUCCACGUUACGAAGAAACCUAUUUCUCGAAGUUCCCUGGCUACUACUGCACCGGAGAUGGUGCUCGUCGUGAUGCCGAUGGCAACUAUUGGAUAACUGGCCGUAUUGAUGAUAAACUAAAUGUAUCUGGCCAUUUGAUGUCAACCGCCGAAAUCGAAGCCGUUCUCACCGAACACAAAAAUGUGUCCGAAUCAGCUGUAGUUUCACGUCCACAUCCCAUCAAAGGCGAAUGCCUCUACUGUUUCAUAACACCAAAUCAAAAUGAAGUAUUUGAUAAAACGCUAGUAAAUGAAUUGAAAAAAUUGGUGCGCGAACGUAUCGGUCCAUUUGCCCAGCCCGAUGUCAUUCAACAUGCACCCGGCCUACCGAAAACCCGUUCCGGUAAAAUCAUGCGCCGCAUUUUACGUAAAAUUGCCAUCAAUGACCGCAAUGUUGGCGACACCUCGACAUUGGCCGACGAAAGUAUUGUCGAACAACUGUUUGCUAAUCGACCCGAAUAAAGUGCAAAUGGAUGAAUAGAAAGCAACACACCACGAUAUUUAUAUAAUAAUUUUAAAAUAAAACAAACACACACAAAGUACAUUGUAUGCAAAUUCAUUGCUUGUUUCAGCCAAUAGAUUGUCUAAGCACUAACAUUUAAAGUGGCUAUUGUUUAUCGGCCAUUUAAACUUUUUUAUUUAUCAUCUCGGCAAAAAUGCAAAGAAAAGAAACAUAAACUUGCUUAGAAAAUGUACCAUAAUUACUUUUAAUUUUAUUGAUCAUUUUUGUUUUCGAUUCAUUUUAUUGAAUGUCAAAAUGCACAGAGAAAAAAAAAACGAAACACAAAAUUCAGGGUUUUUUCUAUUGAUUUCUUCUUCUUUAUUGGAAAGUGUGGUAAUUGAUGAUUAUUGUCAGAUGCUCAAGCGGCCAUAUUUUAUUCAUAUAUUCUAUGGAUACACUCUUUACAAAGUGUUUAAAAAAAAUGGUAAAACAUCUAUUUAUUUUUCGCACACAUUUAAAAAAGAAAAGAAAAUUGGAAACCAAACAAAUGGAAUGAAAUUUAAAGAAUUCAAAGCAGAUGCUUCAUUUUAAAGAAAAAAAAAACGAUUGUUGUUAAUAUUUAGGAGAUAUAUAUAUAACUAUACGUAUUCCAAUCGAAAUAAUGAUGAUAUUAAUUUAUUGUUGUGUUAUUCAAAUAUAUCAGUCAGUUCACAUUUUGUGAACCGAAUUUCUUUUAUCGCACUGUAAUCAGAUUAGUUCUAUCCUCUAAGUUUCUUCUAACAACAACUAACAACUAUUUAUGAAUGGUCUAUUUUAAAUGUCAGACUGGAAAAAGUCUUAAAAUGAAAACAAAUGUGUUAUAAAAAACACUAAUUUAUUGCUUGAAAUAUGAUCGUAUUCUAGUUUAAUGUUAAAAUUAAAAGUAUUUUUGUUCGUUGGUUUGAAUUUUUGAUGAAAAUGAAUUUUUAACCGUCAAAUCCUAAAUGGUGCAUAAGAUAUUUGUUUUUGGCGAUCGAAUUGAUCAUAAAAGAAACAGUGUUAUUGUGUACUUAAAUAAUCAUACAUAUCAUUCCGCCUUGGAAACAACUUUCAAAAAAGGACCUUUAUUGAGGAUAAUGAACGAGUGAAUGAGGAAAAAAAAGUAACGUAUAAAAAGUAUAUUGAAUUUAAGUUUUUUAAACUGAACACAUAUCAUUGACAGUGCUUACUAAAUCAUGUUGAAUUUCAGUGUGGAAAUGUUAUUCUAACUUAUGGAUAUAGAAUAUUAAAACAAAUGAUAUAAGGAAAAUGAUAGAAAAAUAAACAGCCUUGUCCAGAUGAAUAAA
Molecule: messenger RNA, 4949 nt
Organism: Sitodiplosis mosellana (orange wheat blossom midge)
Lineage: Eukaryota; Metazoa; Arthropoda; Insecta; Diptera; Cecidomyiidae
Gene: AcCoAS
Product: acetyl-coenzyme A synthetase
Exons: 6
Coding region: 1626-3644 (672 amino acids)
Molecular function (GO): acetyl-CoA synthetase activity; AMP binding
Source: RefSeq, a predicted model, not a curated record